UCAAGUGUUUCAUAAUACAGAAAAGUUAUGGCAAACGAAGCAGAAGAAACGAUACGUCGUCUGGCUGCACAUAAAGGCGUUGCUGGCGUAAUUAUUGUCAACGGAGAAGGCAUACCGAUUAAAACAACUCUGGAUAAUCACGUUUCUGUACAAUAUGCGGGGUUAAUGUCUUCUUUAGUUGACAAAGCCCGAGCCGUAGUAAGGGACUUGGACCCAACAAACGAUUUAACAUUUUUGAGAAUUAGAAGCAAGAAGAGCGAAGUAAUGAUAGCGCCGGAUAGAGAAUUUAUAUUGAUCGUUGUUCAAAACCCAGUCGAAUGACGAAGGUUUAUGGCGUUUUGGGCCAUUUUUUAUACGGACUUUAAUAGUGUUAAUUAGUGAUGUAGAUUUGAUUUUUAUUGUCGGUUGUGGAUAGACAAUUUGGCGAAGUUGUUGGCUUUCUACGCUCUUAAUUCUCAGCAAAUCCAACAUUGGAUGAUAGACGACACUCCACUGCUCUCUAGGCGCCAUGAUUCCCACUAGUUCUGUUGACAGAACUACUGGUAUUUUUUUGUUCGGUUAAUAAAUAGACAGUUUUCUUCAGAGAACUACUGAGAAUUUUUUACCCUACUAGUUCUGUUAACAGAAGUAGUGGUAUUUUUCUUCCCGUUCCUAGGGCACUACUCUUGAAGCAGAAAAUCCGUAGAUGCUGCCGUUUUCACGCUCGGACCGAGCCCACUCGGAUGCUACUCCUAACAUGUAAACACGUGACUCGGACGCGGUUCUAUUUUUCUGAGUAUACUCAGAUAAUUUUGUGAAAACAAAAUGGCGCCAAAAAAAGUUGAAUGAGCGUGACUUUAAGAGGUUAUAAACGUGUUUUUAACUUUACCACUUCUCGAAUUAAAUUAUUUGAAGCUUACGUGGUCACGUCUUAUCCAAAUAUAAUAUUUCUGAUCCAAACUUUUUUCGUGCUUUGUUUUUUUCCUUGCUUGAUUUUUGUACUUAAACAGCAGCCUUAACUCGCAGCAGCAGAUAAGUCGUCAUGUUGAUUGUGUAAGGAGACAAAUGCUAGGACGAUGACCACGUAAGGUGUGAACCAAAAUCCGAGUGGACUCCCAUACGACCUAACUCGUAUGAGCGCAAUCGGUCCGAGAGCACACUGAAAACCCGGCUAAAAAUGGGUCUGCUUGAAACAGUCAAAUUACCGCUUCUUGCCCGUCGACCACCUGACUGGUACACCUCGAUGGACCACGGGCAAUUAUUUCUCCCCGUAGUUCACCUAUGUCCACCUGGGUGGUCCAUGGGCAUUUAAUUCUUCCCGUAUUUCACCUAUGUUCGCCUAGGGAUUUUUUAUUCUCACCUCGCGUUGUCAUACAUUUUUAGUUCCAGCCCCGGUCGAAACUCAAGUAGAUCAUCCAUAGUCACGUUAACGACUAUUUUUUUAUUUCCCUCAGAGCGGGAAGCCCGUAAAUUUGCUAUUGUUUUGAAAAUAAUCCUUAUUAUAGUUACGAAAUGUUUAAUGAUAAAAAAAGAAAAAUGUAAACAAAGAACUAAUCUUGUGUAGCCUGGUGUUCGAUGUCUGGUUGGCUGGCUUCAUAUUUUUAACGUGUGUUCUGUUUUAUGAAAGCCGGACACUUAAGUAUUUUGGUGAUGGCGGGACACAAAGCCUAAAAGUGGGACGUAUGGUCACGUUGUCCAUAGUGGGAAAACUGCCGUUACUACGGAUUUCGUGCUUUGAGAGUAUGGCCCCUGGUUUAUUAUUUCAAAACUGGAGAUAGUGAAAUACUAGUUUUGUUUUCCUAAAUGUGAUUUGUUGGAAAUGAUUUUUUCAUAUCUAAAAUUGUGCAUUUAACCUGAUCUAGCCGUGACCACGCGGCACCUGUAGAGUCCGAGAAAUAAAACACCUUUUAGAUACGAAAAAAAUAAGUGUAUGAAAACUUAAAAAUUCGAUAUUUUUUAGGUUAAUUUGAAUAUAUUUCAUUUUGAAAUUGUUUCAUUAAAUAUUUUUAAUUAGGGUACUUGGUUG
This is a messenger RNA of Hyposmocoma kahamanoa, 2005 nucleotides long. Its product is annotated as dynein light chain roadblock-type 2-like. NCBI's taxonomy places the organism in Eukaryota, Metazoa, Arthropoda, Insecta, Lepidoptera, Cosmopterigidae. Gene Ontology annotation, biological process: microtubule-based movement. Gene Ontology annotation, cellular component: cytoplasm; centrosome; cytoplasmic dynein complex. The record is from RefSeq and is a predicted model, not a curated record. Bases 28 to 321 code for a protein of 97 amino acids. Gene Ontology annotation, molecular function: dynein intermediate chain binding. The transcript has a single exon.